Molecule: messenger RNA, 2063 nt
Organism: Ochotona princeps (American pika)
Lineage: Eukaryota; Metazoa; Chordata; Mammalia; Lagomorpha; Ochotonidae
Gene: WSB1
Product: WD repeat and SOCS box containing 1
Exons: 6
Coding region: 1200-1739 (179 amino acids)
Biological process (GO): intracellular signal transduction
Molecular function (GO): protein binding
Source: RefSeq, a predicted model, not a curated record
CAGCUUCGAGAGACAAAACUCUCAGAGUGUGGGACCUGAAAGAUGAUGGAAACAUGAUGAAAGUGUUGAGGGGACAUCAGAACUGGGUGUACAACUGUGCAUUUUCUCCUGACUCUUCUAUGCUGUGUUCAGUGGGAGCCAGUAAAGCAGUAUGUGUCCAAGUUCUUAUGCAUUCAAUGUGAAUUGGAUUAUAAUAAUGUAUGCAAAAUCAUUUUAAAUUUCAGUAGCCUGUUUAGUGUGUGCUCGGUGUCAUGAAUAUCUUAAAAGUUUCAUGAUGGGGAGAAUUUGCAUGAAGAAAAUGAAAGAAUAUUGAUUAUGAAGUGAGAAGUUUGAUACUUCUUAGGAAUAAUUGUAAAAUAAGGGGUAUGUUAGGUUUGUUUUUUUAGGAUACAGAAGAAAUUGUUUGGUUUUGUAUUUAUAGGGGAGCUUAUAUGCUUCAAAAGAGUUCAUGUGUUAAAACGUUCUCUCACUAAUUACUAUUUUCUUCUGUUCUAUUUUUUUGGUCCAGUUUGCUGUUUUUAAAGUUUUGAUUCCCAGCUGAUCCUGGACACUUAACUGAAAAAAAAGUAACUUAAAAACUCAAUAAUAGGAGUUAAGAAUAACACUCAUGUGUAUCCUAGAGUGAAUGAUAAUUCAGGUUUUGAUGCCGUUAAUGUAGCAUAUUUAUGGGAACUAGCACAGUGACUCGUGAGAGGGUUAUGCUGUUAAUGAGCUCUAUAAUUUGUUUGCCAGUUCUGAGUUAGUCCAGGUAAAGGGGCCUCUAUAGUUUCCUAUGAAAUGGUUGAAGUCCAAAUACAUGUGAUGAUCACAGUAUGCUUUCUUAAUGAGGGGUGGGAGGCUCGUUAAAAUGCCUUUUGUUUAGAGAUGUUAAAAUGAUAGUUGCAAAUGUUGGAAGUUUAGAACAAGGCAUUCAGCUUAGUGUUUUUAAGAAAUAAGAACAAAGCUAGAUGUUGACAUUGCUAUUUUAGGCUGUGUGUUUUCCAUAUGCUUCUUGCUUUCCCUGUCACAGGUGGUGGCAGCAAUAUUGGUGUGAUUGAGGUUAUGCUGGCACCACUCGCACACAGGCGCACAUGGUGUGUUAGCUGGGCAGAAAGAGUGGCAUCUCUGGCUACCGGGCUGGGGGCGACCUUUACCAUAGGAUGAAGUAACCUUGCAUUCGGCUGCAAGGUGUACUGUACGUACAGGUUUUUCUUUGGAAUAUGGAUACAUAUACCAUGAUACGGAAACUAGAAGGACAUUACCAUGAUGUUGUAGCUUGUGAUUUUUCUCCUGAUGGAGCAUUGCUGGCUACGGCAUCUUAUGAUACUCGAGUGUAUAUCUGGGAUCCUUAUAUUGGAGAAAUUCUGAUGGAAUUUGGGCACCUGUUUCCCCCUCCCACUCCAAUAUUUGCUGGAGGAGCAAAUGACCGAUGGGUGCGAUCUGUGUCUUUUAGUCAUGACGGACUGCAUAUUGCAAGCCUUGCUGAUGACAAAAUGGUGAGGUUCUGGCGAAUUGAUGAAGAUCAUCCAGUUCAAGUUGCCCCUUUGAACAAUGGUCUUUGUUGUGCCUUUUCUACUGAUGGCAGUGUUUUAGCUGCUGGGACACAGGAUGGAAGUGUGUAUUUCUGGGCCACUCCCAGGCAGGUCCCUAGCCUUCAACAUUUGUGUCGCAUGUCAGUCCGAAGAGUGAUGUCCACUCAUGAAGUCCAGGAGCUGCCCAUUCCUCUCAAAGUUCUGGAGUUUCUCUCCUAUCAGAGUUAGAGACUCUGCCUUCCCUAAUCCAGGGCCUGGCAGAGUACACUUUACGCCAACCUCAAGCUUUACUUCAGUAUCUGUUUUGGUGCAUUCUUGUACUGCAUUUUGAUGAGUUUAAAAUAUUAUUUAUAGGGGACCUAUUUCUGAACAUAUCAAAUGUAAAUUUUUAAAGGUAUAACUGUGAAAACUUGUAUGCAUACAUGUACAUAUUUAGAUAUAAGCUACUGCGAGUGGAGUGGACUCUGGCUUUUCUUAUUUCUAGUUCUGAUUGUGGAUACAGUGCUUCAGUAGAGCCACAGUGCGUGGCUUUGCUGUAAAGGAGAAAUUCGA